AUGCCAAUCAGUACUGUUAGAUUUGUAGUCGUUAUUGUAAGGUGGCCGAAGUCAGGCUUACGCCGAGUGGCAGCUAAGGUAUGGCUUUUUUCAGUUCAACUAAGCGAGAAACAAGCACAGAACUAUUAUGCGGACCAUCCUGAGCUUUCCAAGCUGCAUGGUGCUUCGGAAUUCAUCGCAAGCCCAAAGAAAAAUAAUCUCGAUAACGCUGAAAAUUUCUUCACCACAUCGGCCUCUAGUAGGGCGUUUGUGCUUUUCGCUGCGCGUGUCACUUGGCGGCGGGCGGAAAGCGGGGGCGGGCGGUGCGGCGGCCGACACUGCGGGCGUCGCGAUCCGGCGUCCGGGCGCCGCGUUGCCAUGGUAACGACACCGCGACACCACCCCGCCUCACCCCACCUCUCCACCCUUCACAAAACCACCCUUAUAAACGAGGACACACGGCCUAUUGCUCACUUAUGUACCACCCCACACAUAAGGGUCGGCAUCGCACCCCACUAUAUAAGACGGUACGGUCAGGCGAUGUAA
This is a messenger RNA of Pieris macdunnoughi, 525 nucleotides long. NCBI's taxonomy places the organism in Eukaryota, Metazoa, Arthropoda, Insecta, Lepidoptera, Pieridae. The record is from the annotation of a GenBank genome assembly.